AUGCGUUGUUGUUGUCUUCCAACUUUUCACCAGCUAAGCUCUGUUCUUCCUCUUCCUGUUCUCUCCAAAACAAGAAAUACUCUUGCAGAAAAAAAAAAUUUGAUUCACAAGAGUGGAUGAUAGAGUUUCCAAAUUCGAGAAACAAACAGAAAAAUUUCCAUUCUAGUUAGGUCCCCCACUAAAAGUUUCUAUUUGUAGCUUCCUCUAGCCAAGACAACCAAGAGUACCGAAGACAUAGAUCCAAACCGAACAAAACAGAGUACUCUGCUUUAUAAAUUUCAUACUUUCUGUCAAAAAUGUAUUCCUUUAUUACUUUUCCUGUCACGAAAGAGAAGUAUUCUACAGAAAGAUAGAGAGAGAGAAGAAGAAGUCAGAGACAACUAGCUUAAGAGAAAUCUAGGGCUUUCGUCAAAAAUUACUCUUUUUUGUUUUUGUUCAAAAGGCGAAACAGAGAGAGAUAUAUGAGCAAAGAGCAGUAAUGGCUUCCUUAAGUGCCACGUUACUUGUUCUUUUCUCAAUCUUCCUUUCAACUCCACCAACUGUUCGAGGUAACGCCGAGCUCAAAGCUCUCAUGGAUCUCAAAACGUCGCUUGACCCCGAAAACAAGCUUCUCCGAUCAUGGACGAUUAACGGCGAUCCAUGCGACGGAUCUUUCGAAGGAAUCGCCUGUAACCAGCACCUGAAAGUCGCCAACAUAUCGCUACAAGGGAAACGUCUCACCGGAAAACUAUCUCCGGCAGUUGCUCAGCUCAAAUGCUUGUCAGGUCUUUACUUACAUUACAAUAGCCUCUCCGGAGAGAUACCUCAAGAGAUCACGAACCUCACUGAAUUAUCAGAUCUUUAUCUCAAUGUUAAUAACUUCUCCGGCGAGAUUCCGGCAGAGAUCAGCUCCAUGGUUGGCUUGCAAGUUAUGGAUCUUUGCUGCAACAGCUUAACAGGGAAGAUACCUGAGACCAUUGGAUCCUUGAAGAAGCUAAAUGUGUUGUCUCUGCAACACAACAAACUAACCGGAGAGAUUCCUUGGAGUUUGGGAGACUUGAGUAUGUUAAGUAGGCUUGAUUUGAGCUUCAACAAUCUCUUAGGAACGAUUCCCAAAACCCUAGCCAACAUUCCUAAGCUAGACACUCUUGACUUGCGGAACAAUACUCUCUCUGGCUUUGUUCCUACUGGUCUCAAGAAGUUGAAUGAGAGAUUCCAGUUUGAGAACAACACAGGGCUAUGCGGCAUCGAUUUUCCUUCUUUGAGAGCUUGUUCUGCUUUCGACGAUGCCAAUAUCCAACAGCUAAAGCAGCCUCCAGGGGAAACAGAUACCGAUAAAUCAACUCUUCACAACAACAUUUCGGAGUCUGUAUAUCUCCAAAGUCAUUGCAACCAAACACACUGCAAGAAAUCUUCAUCUAGACUCCCACAAGUUGCUUUGAUUUCAAGCGUGAUCACCGUCACUAUAACCUUGUUUGGUGCCAGUUUAUUGACCUUCUUCCGCUACAGAAGAAGGAAGCAGAAGAUCAGUAACACGGCAGAGUUUUCCGAGGGAAGACUCAGCACAGAUCAGCAAAAAGAUUUCAGGGCAUCGCCUCUCGUGAGUCUUGCAUACACCAAAGAGUGGGAUCCUCUCGGAGACAGCAGAAACGGAGCUGAGUUCUCUUCACAAGAGCCUCAUCUCUUUGUUGUUAAUAGCAGUUUCAGGUUUAACUUAGAAGAGGUUGAAUCUGCCACACAGUGCUUCUCAGAAGCUAACUUACUGAGCAGGAACAGUUUCACCUCGGUGUUCAAAGGUAUCCUCAGAGAUGGCUCACCUGUAGCUAUCAGAAGCAUCAACAUAAGCAGCUGCAAGAACGAGGAAGUCGAGUUCAUGAACGGUUUGAAGCUUUUAUCAUCGCUGUCUCACGAGAACUUAGUGAAGCUGCGCGGUUUCUGCUGUUCUAGAGGCAGAGGAGAGUGUUUCCUCAUCUAUGACUUUGCUUCAAAAGGAAAGCUCUCGAAUUUUCUUGAUUUACAAGAACAAGAAACCAGUAAGGUUCUUGAUUGGUCUGCAAGAGUUUCCAUCAUCAAAGGGAUUGCAAAAGGUAUUGCUUACUUACAUGGAAAUGAUCAACAGAAGAAAUCUACAAUUGUUCAUCGAAACAUCUCUGUAGAGAAAAUCCUACUCGACGAGCAAUUCAACCCGUUGAUCGCUGAUUCGGGUCUUCACAACCUUCUAGCAGACGAUAUGGUCUUCUCAGCGCUCAAAACAAGUGCGGCGAUGGGAUAUUUGGCUCCAGAGUACGUCACGACCGGAAGAUUCACUGAGAAGACAGACGUUUUUGCAUUUGGAGUCAUCAUUCUACAGAUACUCUCUGGCAAGCUCAUGCUUACAAGCUCAGUGAGAAUUGCAGCUGAAAAUGGAGAACAUUGUGGUUUCAUCGAUGAGUAUCUUCAUGAUGAGUUUGAUAAACGGGAGGCUAUCGCAAUGGCGAGGAUUGGGAUAAGCUGUACACAGGAGAUUCCAAACGAUAGGCCUAAUAUUGAGACACUACUUCUGGAGAUAAGCUGCUGUAUGAAGAGUGAAUAAGACUACAUCAACAUAUGUUGGAAAUAAUCUAUUGUUUUUUUUUUUUAUGUAUCCAUGAGUAGAGUUUUUUUUUAUAUUAUUAUUCUAGUUCUCGUUUAUUUAGUAAAGAAAUAGUAUUAUCAUUAGUCGGCGGUUUUGGUCGCAGUCAUGGUCAUAGCCUC
This is a messenger RNA of Thlaspi arvense, 2712 nucleotides long. The record is from the annotation of a GenBank genome assembly. Lineage: Eukaryota; Viridiplantae; Streptophyta; Magnoliopsida; Brassicales; Brassicaceae.